CAGUGAAAAAUAUUUGUUUUAGUUUUCCUUAAUUUUUUCCCCCUGUUUCCUUUAUUUAUAGAUUAAUCAUAAUCUGCACACACCAAAUGUUGGCUUUGGCAUGUCAACAUGAUCAUCUGGAGGCUCUUUUACUUUCGCUGUCCUUCUGAAAAGAAUUACAAGAGGGGUUCCCUUAUAUCUGACAUAUACGUUGUGUUUAUUGGAUUUUCUCUCCACCCUUCCUGCGCAUGUCGAAAAAUAUCUGUGAACCAUUGCCUUCUGGAUCAUUGUGUGCAUUUUGCACAAAACAUGAGCUCCAUUAAUAAUAUUAGGCUAUUAUAAUAUUUUUGAUCUCCUUGUGGCUUCUUUAGUGAAUCAGAUGGUCUAUUCUCUUUUGCCUCAGAUCAAGCUAUAUGAUAGUUAUCCCCACUUGCACAGAUCUUUUGACUUUUUCCUUUUUUGAAAUGCAAAUUGCAGUUUUGGUUAAUUAUUUUUCCCUUGACUAGUUUAAGGAAAUCGAUGCUGUAUUAAAAUUUUAACGUCCACGAUAAGAUUUCUAUCUUACAGCUGCUAAUAUUCUUUCCUAAUCGAGCCAAUGAUUUUGCCAAAUCCUCCUACUUCUGUUUUUGAGGUAGCUUCUUUUCACUGUCUACCCAGAUAAUUCAUAUUUUAUCAUAAAGAUUGCUUUCAAGCCAUUGAAAACAUGGAUCUUGUAUAGUUCAUAUCUUUUUGUACUUUUAACUUUUAUUCUUUAUAUGUAUGUAAAUAGUCAAAGAUAAAUUCACAUUACUGUAGUUCUUUCUUGGUCCACGUCUUUCACUCUCCUGCGAUGCAUCCUUACCAAGAACUUGACGAAAGUAGCUCCUCUACUGUCAAACUUCCUAUGCUUUGAUGUUCUGUAGAAGUUGAUGGCAUUUUCAAGUAUGGUUAGCACUGGGACAUUUCUGUUGUAGCAUUUUGGGAAAAUUAUCUUCUUUCUAAACACUGUCCUCCCCAAAAAGAUAAAAGAAGAAAAGGUCGUCUCUGAUAAAGUAUCUGCAGCAAGAGGGUGCUUGAAUGGUGUGACUGAAGUUGGCAGCUUAAGUAGUCCGAUUCUUGAACGUGAGCAUAAUGGAAGCGAAUCUCCUUCACACAUCAUGGUAAUUACUGAAGAACAUGCCAAUGAAGCUUGCAGUGAGGAAUACAAUUCAGAAGCUGGAACUGAUGGUGAACAUAAUGUAUGUUCCAUUUGCAUGCUUGGUGGAGAGCUUUGGUGCUGUGAUGGAACUGGGUGUGGAAAGAGAUAUCAUCUGUCUUGUCUUGACCCUCCUUUCACUAGUGCUCUUGGACUUUGGCACUGCUCAUGGUGUGUUACAAAAAAGAUACAGUUCGGCGUGCAUUCUGUAUCUGAAGUAGUAGAGUCCAUUUGGGAUGUCAAAGAGGUGGCAACAGAUAAUGAAGCAGUGGUGAUGGAUAAGCAGUAUUUGGUCAAGUACAGAGGUCUAGCUCAUGUUCACAAUCGCUGGAUUCCAGAGACGCAGCUGCUUUUUGAAGCUCCAAAACUUCUUUCAGAAUUCAAUCCAAAGAACCAGGCUGUUAGGUGGAAAGAGUGGACUGUCCCGCAACGUUUACUACAGAAAAGAAGGAUACUUUCUAAAAAACAAUUUGAUGGAUAUUGUCAUGAAUAUGAUGGUGAUAGAUCAGAUUGUCAUUAUGAAUGGCUUGUGAAAUGGACUGAUCUUGGUUAUGACCUUGCUACUUGGGAAUUAGAGAAUGCCCCAUUUCUGACUUCGCCUGAAGCUGCUAAGCUCAUAAAAGAUUAUGAAAGUCGCCAUGAGAAGCCAGAAAUACCGCCAAAUCUUUUGGAAGUAGAUGAGGAGCGGAAAGGUAACUUUUCUGAAUUUUCAGAAUUGUCAUUUGGUUGUUCACCUGAAAUAUAUAAGCAAUAUCUUAGUUAUGUAAAGAAGCUUUAUGAGCACUGGCACAAAGGUUGCAAUGCCAUCAUUUUUGAUGAUCAAUCAAACAAGGAACGGGCUUUGAAGCUGAUAUUGUUCAUUUCUUCUCUGCAUUUAGUUGUGCAAAAGCCUUUUCUCAUCAUCUCGACUUCCAGUGCUCUUUCUGUGUGGGAAGCUGAAUUCUUACGUGUGGUACCAUCUGCAAACAUUGUAGUUUAUUCGGGAAACAGAGCUGUCAGGAAAAGUAUCAGGCAAUUGGAGUUUCAAAAUGAAGGUGGUCGGAUAAUGUUUCAAGUGCUUUUAUCAUCCUGGGAUGUUGUUGUUGAGGAUUUGGAAGAUUUAGAAUACAUCAGUUGGGAAGCAGUAAUUAUUGAGCAGUGCCAACACUCUAAAAUCUUGAGACAGCUGAACAAAUUUAAGAUGUUGGCUGCUGAUAAGAAAAUUCUUCUUGAUAGUGAUCAAAUAAAGUAUCGCUCUGCUGACUACCUCAAAAUGCUUCUCUUUCUUGAUCAUGAACGUGAGGGGCAAGAUUGCAAUGUUGAAGAGAUUUCAUUGAAUAUUAAGAUUGAUAAAUUGAAGGAACGAUUGGCACCUUAUGUUGCAUAUGAGUGCCAGUCAGGCCACACAAGGUUCGUAGAAUAUUGGGUCCCUGUCCGGCUUUCUAACUUGCAACUCGAGCAGUAUUGUGCUAAGCUUCUUUCAAACUCAAUGUUACUUUCUUCAUGCUUAAAGAAUAAUUCUGCUGAUGCUCUUCGGGAACUUGUUACUUCUUCCAGGAAGUGCUGUGACCACCCUAAUCUUCUGGAUCAGUCUUUGCCAAGCAAAAGAAACUUGGAAACGGACAUACAGGCAAGUGGAAAAUUGCAGCUUCUUGAUAAAAUCCUUUUGGAGAUCAAAAGUCGGGGUCUUAGAGUUGUAAUCCUUUUUCAGUUAAUUGAAGACUCGAGACCAUUUUCUGUUGGAGAUAUUUUGGAAGACUUUGUUCACCAAAGAUUUGGCGAUUGUUGUGUUCGAAUUGAGCAUGCAGUACAUUCAAAGAAAUGUAUAAAGAAGAAAGAGGCCGUAGACACAUUUAAUGAUAAGGAGAGUGGAAAAUUCAUCUUAUUGAUAGAAAGUCGAGCUUGUCGUCCUAACAUUGAACUUUCUUCAGUGGACACUAUUAUUCUAUUCUGCAGUGACUGGGAUCCACUGAAUGAUCUAAGAGCCCUGAAUAAGAUUACCAUUGGUUCGCAGUUUAAGCAGUUAAACGUAUUCCGUUUGUAUUCCUGCUGUACUAUUGAAGAAAAAGUUCUGAUUCUUGCAAAGCAAGGUUUGAUGCUUGAUAGUGGUUUGAAGGCUAUGAAUCGAAAUACUUGUCAUACGUUGCUACGUUGGGGUGCUUCUUAUUUAUUCAGUAAGCUUGAUGACUUUCAUCGCUGCCAUACAUCAUCAUCAAGUUCAAACAUAUUUUCUGACCAGUUGUUUUUGGAUGAUGUAAUGCAAGAGUUGUCAGUGCAUUUGUCGUGCAGUAGUGAGAACAGUGAUGCUAGUAACAAUUCAAUCAUUACGAAAGUACAGCAAAGUGGAGGAGUUUAUGGGGGGAAUAUGACAUUACUUGGUGAAAAGGAAGCGCAGGGAGAUGGACCACCCACUUCUUUUUGGACAAAUCUUCUAUUAGGACGGUGUCCGCAUUGGAUAUUUCUGUCAGAGUCAAGUCCAAGAAUCCGAAAAAAUGUGAAUGAAUCUACACCGGAAUAUGAUUAUUCGACAGAAAAAAGCAGGAAGGUUGUGAGCAACACAGUUUAUCCCAUACAUCUUAUCUCAGGGUUGUAUAAAAGAAAGAAACGGACUGCCGCAAACAAGGACGGCAAAUUGAAAAAUAUGAACCAAGUUUCUGUCUGUAAAAGGAGGGUCAUCAACAAAGCAUUUUAUCCUAGACAUUUAAAACCAGGGUGGUAUAGUAGCAAGAAACAGGAAGUCGUAAACAAGAGAGAAAAUGAUUCUUUACCCAUACCUCAUGUGGUUCAUUGUGCAAGAGUACCCGAAGUUAACAUGGUUGAAUCUGAGACUAUAACUAUUCAAAUAGUGUUUGAUGAAGAGAUUGGUGGAAAGGAAGGAAGUACUGCCAAAGAUGCCAGAGCUGCUUCAAGUGAGCAGCACCUUGAAGGUCCUCUAGAUCAAAGUGCUGUCAAAAAUAUCCAGAUCAACCAGUCUGUACCUUCUGAAGGCCAUCUAAACCCUUUGGAUGAAGUAGUCAUAAUUGAUGACCCUGUGGAGGCUUCAGCUCAUGAUCGGCUAUCCCAUGAAGAAAGUAAAAACGACCCUGUGGAGAAUUCCCCUAUUUGUGAGUCAACAGGGACUAGUUUACUUUUGUUACAGCCAAACACCAGCACUAGCCUGGGACAUUCGCUCUCAGUAAAUCAGCUGGGGAGUCAAAAUGAGCAGAACGGUGGGAGGCAUGGGUCCAGUUCAGAAGCUCAAAGUCCAAGAGAACCAUCCUUGGAGAAUCAUCUGCAUCAUUUUAGCCCUUUGAUGAUACAUUCACAACAGCCAUCUGCAGAUCCACUUCUAAUGGAAAUGGAAAGAAUACGAAAGGAUCAAGUGCAAGCUCUAAAGAUACACGAAGAUAGGAUUUUGCAGCUCAAGUUGGAGCGUGAUAAAGAGAGAAAAGAGGUAGAAAAGAAGUACAAUUUGCUCUUUCGGGAUGCUGAAGAAGAAGUAACGCGCAACAAAAAAUAUCUAGAGAUGAAUCAUCACAAAGUGUAUCUACAAAAGUUGCUGGCUGAAGCUCUCAAAAAAAAGCACGAUGAUAACGAUACAGGUGGUUCACCAGAAUCACUGAUUGAACUUCAUGCUCAGAGUGGGCUUCAACAUCGUCCAGCAAGUUCAUCAACGGCUCCACCCGUGCAAAGGGUCAACCAUGCAUCGGAACUAUUCUCAACUUCUGGCAGACCAAAUUUUAGUCCCGUGAACUUCCAGGGAACUUUUCAAAAUCGUGUGCGACAUGUAGCAUUACGAGCCCCUGCCCCGCAUCUCCAAUCAUACAGCAGACCACCUUCAUUCGUGGCAAUGAACCAUCUGCCGGUUCUUGGCAAUGGGGAGCGAAACCUGCAAUCACCACAGAACUUCCCAAAACAUCAGUAAUGCUGACACAGCGGAGGCCACCAGGAGAAGCCUUGGUACCACAUAAUAUCCAGCAGCCAGAAAGUGUUGCCAGUUGCCACCAUACCAGUCACCCAUAUCCUUCAGCUUUUGGAUUACAAAAUGGCAUGAACAAUGUUCCUGACGAAAAUAUGGCGAGCCACCUUCUACCACAGCAAGAUUUGGUCAAUUUUUCGGCUGGGCAUCUCAGCUAAUCAAGUUUACAGGCACCCUGCAGGGUGUUUUUUUUUCCCCUCGUUUCGUUUCUCUGAUGUUGGGGUUGUUUGCUUUGAUGAUAGUGGACAGUAGGAUAAGUAGGUUUUGAGAUGCAAUACUCCAGCAAGCGACGUCGGUGGCAUUUUGAAGGGCGGCACUGCAGUGAAGUAGGAAUGCCUUCUAACUUCCCAAUUUUGUCCAAGAUUAAUCAUACUGUAGGCGUAGUAUAGGGAACCUCAAACCUCAACACUCAACAGAUAUAUAUAUAUACACAAAGCAUGGUUUUAUGAACUACAGGUGUUUGUCCCAUCGGAUUCUGAGAUGUUGCAUGGCCAGCCAUUCACCUCAACCAUACACAUGCUGGAGAAUAGCUUUACUUUAAUAAAUUGGAUAAGGCCAAUUGGCUUUGGAUCACUAUUGGCCUUUGCUCUAAUCCAUCAAGUUUUUUAUCCAAGAGAGGUAAUUUGUUUCAAAAGGCAUUGUUUUAAGGCUUACCAUAUUUUCACC
Messenger RNA from Tripterygium wilfordii, 5756 nucleotides. Its product is annotated as helicase protein MOM1-like. Gene Ontology annotation, molecular function: ATP hydrolysis activity; chromatin binding; DNA binding. The record is from RefSeq and is a predicted model, not a curated record. Gene Ontology annotation, biological process: negative regulation of transcription by RNA polymerase II; chromatin remodeling. The transcript has 17 exons. NCBI's taxonomy places the organism in Eukaryota, Viridiplantae, Streptophyta, Magnoliopsida, Celastrales, Celastraceae. Gene Ontology annotation, cellular component: chromatin; nucleus. The coding region runs from base 1116 to 5036 and encodes 1306 amino acids.